This is a messenger RNA of Fusarium venenatum, 888 nucleotides long. RefSeq lists its product as uncharacterized. NCBI's taxonomy places the organism in Eukaryota, Fungi, Ascomycota, Sordariomycetes, Hypocreales, Nectriaceae. The record is from RefSeq and is a predicted model, not a curated record. Gene Ontology annotation, molecular function: protein binding.
AUGGGUUGCUGUCUUUCUCGUUCUUCGGGGCCCAACUCACCUUACCCGGGUGGCGCACCCAAUGCUUCAUCGCGUGCUAUCAAUCCUCCCCCGCUGUCCCUCCCUGAAGCCGCUCAACCACAAAUCCCUGCCGAAAGACAUCGUCAGCGUCGUCGCAACGACCGUCCCUUGGACCAGCAUAUCGACAAGCCCUUGCGGCGACACGAAUGGACUUCUCUCAAUCGGACCUGGACCAAGAGCGAAUUGGCAAAGGAACGAGCCGCAUUCUUCGAUACACGAGUCACUGGGCGACCCGAGAUAUGGCAGACUAUUCAUGCAGCGCUGCAGGUUCUAUGGGACCCCACAAGUCAAGACGCUCAGGACGAUGGAUCAAAUGGGCUUGCGACAGCUCAAAUGAUUCUCUCGGCCGCUGAGAUUUCGUUACCUACCGGCGACCUCGCCAACGGCGUGUAUGAUGCUCUUGGAAACUAUUAUCAACUACCUGAAUGGGCUGUUUCCGACCCGCAGAACAUUGGGGAGGAUCGGGAAACCCGUGCUAAAGGCGACAUUUCCGCCGUGGACGACGACACAGCAGCCGACGAAGAAUUAAGCGACAACGAGCUUGAUGGCAAAAAACAAGAAAAGGGCAAGGAGACAGAUGAGGUGCACAAACUGGUCAAGUUACGAGCUAGGCUCAGUGAAAAUGGGCAGGACAUUAAUGUCAACAUAUCGGAGUCGGAAACCGUACGAAACGUAGCCAAAAAGAUUGCCCUUGAGGCUAAUCUUGCUUCUACAAAGAAGAUCAGGAUAGCAUACAUGGGCAAGAUCCUCAAGGACAACCUGUCUCUAUCCGCUCAAAACUGGAAGACAGGGCAUGUCGUGAAUGCUCUUGUCUUUGACGUUGUUUAG